Molecule: messenger RNA, 1933 nt
Organism: Anopheles darlingi
Lineage: Eukaryota; Metazoa; Arthropoda; Insecta; Diptera; Culicidae
Exons: 6
Coding region: 531-1592 (353 amino acids)
Source: RefSeq, a predicted model, not a curated record
GUCGUCAUCGCAGCAAGGACACCUGUAAUUAAUAUUACGGACAGCCUUUUUAGCUACCAAACGGAACGAAAAGAUUGCACCUAAUCGGAUCAGCAUUAUCCGAAACAUCAGUCGAGGCUGCACACGAAAUUUAAACGGGAUUGUGUUUUCAUUUAAGAAAGCUCGAAAAACUUUAUCUUUCGUGCCGUUUUUCUUACUCUUAAAAGCGUUGUUCAACCGUUCCCAUGUCAAAUAUUAUCCUCAAGUAUCACCAUAUCUCAUUAAUUAAGUGAGACAUUGUGUUCUACAUGACUUAUCAACGGUAUUUGGUACGCCUUGCAUCUGUGCGACGCCGUGAAAUAGUGGUAAAGCCUUUCGCGAUCUGUUUCCUGAAUCAAUGUGCUUCUUACCGAUAACGCUACAAGUAGGACACGCAGAGCUUUCCAAAUUUCAUCUGCAAAAUCAAAGAAUUUCCUGUUCGAUGUUUAGGUGAUGAUCGCUGUGCUAGUUUAGACUGAAAACGCACGAAUCCAUCUGCUGCAGUCGGGAAAAUGGUUCUUCUCGAAUGUUUGUUUCGCUUGAAGUACUUUGGCUCAUUUCUCGUUUCCCAAGAUGAUAGUUUACGAAGUGCGUUAAAUAGUAUUUUUUGGUUAAGCUGUUUGUUUGGUAUAGUAUUUCUAUAUUUCCAACGGCUCUUGAAGGGUUUACUGCGGUUGGGCCGGCUGCAGAGGCGGAACUUUGCCCAAAUAGCUCAGUAUCUAUGGAACAUAUGUUUUAAUACGACAGCAAUGCUGUUCCUGACUCUAUAUCGCGUAUUACUGAUCCGGCCUGAGGACGCCAGUAACAAAUACUUUCCCCAGUACCACAAUGUUAUCUUUGCCAGCUCCUGUGACGCUGGGAAAUUUGAAGUCAUUACUUUAGUCCUGGUUGCCUUCGAGGUAGUCACUAUGGUGCUCCAUCUGUCCAAGUGCGAUUACUCGGAGGCAUUCUCAAACGCGCUUUAUGGCGCGCUGCUAAUGAGCUGCCUUACGCUCCGCCUAGAGACCUACAGCAUGCUGCUCAGCUUUUACGUGGCCAUGUACCGCACUUGCCGGGAAUUGUUGCUGUUGUGUUCUAGUCAGAUGGACGCGGCAGCCUCUAAACAGCUUACGUUCCUAGUAGCGGUGAAGAUAUGCACGUGGUGUUAUCUUUUCCUGAACCUCCUUCCGUUCGAAUUCCUCAUACCAACGCUGAACGCUCGUAAGGAUCAUUUUUCCUUGAAGGUCUGGUUCGGGUUGUGGUACUGCUCCUGCAUUUGGAACUCACCGCUGUUGAAGCUCUUGUACCACAAAAUUUAUCAUACGUACCCGUACGACUGUGCCGGUGGCGCCUCAGCCGUGCGCUGUAUAUUGUCGGCCGAUUGGGAACGUUUUCGGCACUUUCGUAACUUGGAGCAUGCGUUUUGCGAACUGAAGCUUCACCUUUCCAAGAAAAAUGUGCACCCGGCUCAUACUAACGAUAGUACAAACGCGCAAGCUACCGCAUUUCAGACCAUAAAGUGUGUGGUGGCGCUAAAGCGGAAGCUAAAGCGACUACGAGAAAAUCGAGAGCUGCAGCGCCUGAAGGAUGAAUGAUAUUUUAUAACUCGUCUUAGUUUGAUGAUGACGAGUUUAUUUGUUAUAUUCUGAGCAGACUGUCACGAUCUCCCUUGCGUUAAGGUAGGAGUAAUGAUAACGUACACAGCGAAUUGCUGCUUUAAUGCCAUCAUAUCCACUGCCUUCUUAUUCAGACACCCUGUGCGUUCCUGCAAGCAUCGUAAAAUUCAAAAGCGAGCUGAUACUGUUAGUUUCAGCUAAUAAAUCUAUGGGCCGAUAUACCCUUCUGCCUACUGCGAAUCAAAAACUUCUUUUGAUUAACCUCGUGCAAGAUGCAGCAAAGAAGAAAGCACGUGAUUUCAGUGUGGUAUUUAAUCGAA